Molecule: messenger RNA, 540 nt
Organism: Leguminivora glycinivorella
Lineage: Eukaryota; Metazoa; Arthropoda; Insecta; Lepidoptera; Tortricidae
Product: chorion class B protein PC10-like
Exons: 2
Coding region: 1-540 (179 amino acids)
Biological process (GO): multicellular organism development; chorion-containing eggshell formation
Cellular component (GO): egg chorion
Molecular function (GO): structural constituent of egg chorion
Source: RefSeq, a predicted model, not a curated record
AUGAAGCAAGCUUUGGAGCUAUAUAAAAGCGGAUGCCAGGUUUUCACAUUUAUUCUGUGUUUAUUGAACAGACUAAGGAAUAGAUCAAAAAUGGUUUCCAAGGCCAUCAUCAUUUGCACCCUCGCCUUCAUAGGACAGGCUAUCUGCAAUCCAACUUGCUGCAAAAUUAGCUCCUCGAAGCUGAUUAGCUCCCCGAUGCUGAUUAGCUCUGGCUACUCCUCCGGCAAGUGCGAGUCCAUCGUGAUCUCCAACAGCGGCGGCGACCUGCUCAUCUCCAGCAUCGGCCCCAUCGCGCCAUCCGGCAUCGCCGUGGCCACCGAGCUGGGCCUGGCGGGAGACCUGGAGCUGUCCGGCGAGCUGCCGUACCUGAGCGCGGUUGAGUUCGAGGGCACUUUCCCCACCAACGGCUUGGCCGCGGUCUCUUACGGUUGUGGGGACUGCGUCGCCAUCACUCAGGAGAUCGGCAACCCGACCGGCGUCAACGCCAAUAUCAACUCUGGCUCCAAAGUCGUCAGCGUCUGUGGUUGUGGCAAAUACUAA